This is a messenger RNA of Drosophila miranda, 1119 nucleotides long. RefSeq lists its product as uncharacterized. The record is from RefSeq and is a predicted model, not a curated record. NCBI's taxonomy places the organism in Eukaryota, Metazoa, Arthropoda, Insecta, Diptera, Drosophilidae. The transcript is spliced from 2 exons. Bases 1 to 1119 code for a protein of 372 amino acids.
AUGGCACCCACACCACCAAAAUCGAAUCCGUCGUUGCCGGCGGUGGUGAGCAAAAGUCCGCGGGCGGAGCUAUCAUUCACAAUUCAGUUGCUGUCGGGAAGGGCCGUGGUGAUGGUGGAGUGCCCGGGGUAUGAAACGGAGCUGUUCAUACCGCAGAUUGUCAAAGACCGGAUCACCCUCCAAAACAUUAUGCUGAAUAGACCGUGCUGCAGUGAGUCCAGCUUGACCACAUACCCGACCGUUCAACCUGUGAGCAGUCCGCCGGUGCGAGCACCGAAGAGGAUGAUUUCGUCUACACUACCACCACCUCUGGCAAGGAGCACUCCAACUUCACUUUCUGCCAACAAAACCGUUGAGCUGACACCAGAACCAGCGCGUUGCCAAGCAAUUCCAACUUCACUUUCUAUUCGUCGAAUCCGCGCUGCCGACAAAACCGUUGAGCUGACACCAGAGCCAGCGCGUUGCCAAGCAAUUCCAUUCGAAUCCGAGAUACAGGACGUAUCUCUUCAUGUGAACCAGUCCUAUUCGAACUCCAGCUUAGAAUCCCAUCCUCCGCUUCUGCCGCCUGAAGUUUUGAGCAUCACAGACGCGAGGAUGAGUGUGUCGAGCACACCCAACUCUAAUUUGAACGCAAGCCCACCUCUGAGAAGCUCAAUACGGGUGAAGCCGCCGGAGCGCACUUACGCGCGUCGUAAGACCGACAAUAUCGGCAAAGCCAAGCCGCCGACGAAAUGGUCGCCGGUGCAAAACAAGAAACGGCAUCCACUAUCUGCAACGAAGGGUCCAAAUCCGAGCAUGCAUAUAGAAGUGCGCAGGCGGAACUUCCUUGAGGACACACACAAGACUAUUGAGCCCUACGACCUGCAAAAUGCUAUCAGCUCGUCUUUUGAUGCGCUGAAAGGCACGGCCUUCGAUCUGCUGACAACGUCCGCCCAAGGGAACAUAGCCGAAGAGUUGGUCGUUGUUUUACGUCCAACAGUCCAACAGUUUCAGGAGGCCUGCAUGGAUAGGCGUUCCUCCACAGUGCCCAACUACAUAGAGCUGUCCGCCAGCCCUCAGCUGCAACUAGACCACGAGGUGAAGGCUUUGCUGGCAAGACAAAAGCGUUUAGAUCGGUGA